GAUGGUGUCUUCUGAUACCUAGUGUUAUUCCUGAUGAUUAUUCUUGUGUGUAGCCCCUUAUAAUGAUGUGUACAUUGUAUAUACAUCUUACUUUAUCUAGACUGUGCCGGAUGUUAUGGCGACAUAAAUGAUCCGUGAUCGGUCAGAUCUGGUUGCCAUGCCGACUUGCCUUGUAAAAGCUUGUAGCAGCGGGCACUCUGGAUUUGGUGUUACCUGGCACGUCUUCCCGAAGAGCGCCGACAGAAUAAAGCAAUGGCUGCAGCGUAUCGGACAGUUUCCAAAUGUAGAUGAGACGGCAGAAAGGAUCCUGAAGGCAGAGGAUGAGUAUUGUCUGUGUUCCCGACACUUCACAGAAGACUGUUACAUCGCGGUGGGGAACCAGCAGCGUCGCCUAAAACCCGAUGCCGUGCCGAGCAUCUUCACCGGGAUCGCAGAGGAUCUCCAGGAGCCAUCUUUUUACCAAAAAGAAAACGACAGAGCUCCUCCGCCGCGUUGGUGUAAAUGUACGCUGUCCAGGCGGGAUGCCCUGACGCAGACUGAAGAAUCGUGGUUUGGAUCAGGUCCCGUCUCGUUGUCCGGCGUCCAUUCGGUGAUCGACCGCCAAUUCAGUUCAAGAUUAGGCGAUGGUUGUCAUAGACUGGAAAAAAACUCAAAAGUGAUUUCGGAGGAGGGCAUCGUUUCUUUUGUAGAUACAGAUUAUGCUGGACGAAGUUCAGAUGAACAGGGUUCUUGUCUUAACCUUUCCUCCUUCAAGGAAAUUACAAAAUUUGAGGAACAUCAGGAGGCAUCAUCCAUGACUCGGUCAUUCCAGCCCCAAUUAGAGGUCAUUAAAAAACGUCUCAAGAUUGAAAAGGACAACAGUCACCUGACCGAGGAAAUAAUAAAACUCGCUUUGAAGAUCAUCUACCUGCUGACUGGAGAGGAUUUUAUAGUUGUGAAGAAGGCAUCUUGUAAGAGUCUCCAGGUUUCAAAAGAAUGGAGCAGGACCCCAAGCCCUGUGGAGGAGCCUUCAGCUCAAUUUUCAAUACACGAGAGGAACAAUGAUCAGAAAAUCCUAGAUGUCACCAACAAGAUCAUUGAGCUGCUGACUGGAGAGGAGUGGGAGUACAUCGAAGGACAUAAAGAACUGUACGAUGACAUGAUGAUGGAGCACCACCGUCCCAUCACACCACUGGAUGGACCCAGUAACGGAAAUACACAAAAGAGAUGUCCCAGUCCGCCAUAUCCACAGGAAUGUCUAGAGAAAAAUGUUGUACCGGAUGAUCAGGAUGAAGUCAAGAACAAUAUAAAAGUUGAAGCUACAAAGAGAGAAGAGACUUGUCUUAUGGACUGUCUGCAGUCUCCAAAGGAGGAAAUUCCUACAGGAGAACACACUAGUGGGAUCUCGAAAAGACACCUUGAUUUGUCUGCAGACAAUAUAAUAGAACAAAACACCAUUGUCCAGGAUUCUUCUAGUAAUAAUCUUACUACUCAGGUCAAAUCCCUGGUUCCUCAAAAAGGAGACCUGUCUUCUACUCAUCCCUCUAAUCACAUGGAACAUUUUUCUGAAGCCUUAAGUAUUAGGACACAAAACCUCAUGACUGAUAUGAAUAUAGCCUCAGUCCUAUACCCUGGAGAUCUGCCAUCUAAUCCCACUAAUAACUUAAAAAAUUCUUCCGACAUGUCCCAUACCGAAAGCACAGGACGCAGAGAUGGAAAAAGAUUUUCAUGUCUAACAUGUGGAAAAUGGUUUUCACAGAAAUCAAAUCUCAUUGUCCAUCAAAGGAUUCACACGAGAGAAAAGCCAUUUUCAUGUUUGGAAUGUGGGAAGAGUUUUAGUCAUAAGUCAAAUCUUGUUCAGCAUCGAAGAAUUCACACAGGCCAAAGGCCACAUUCGUGUUUAGAGUGCGGUAAAUGUUUUAUUAAAAAGUCAGAUCUUCUUAAGCACCAGAGAACACAUGGAAUGGUGAAGCCGUUUCCAUGUUCAGAAUGUGGGAAAUGUUUCACACUAAAAUCUGAUAUGGUCAGGCAUCAGCGGAACCACACAGGGCAGAGGCCAUUUAUUUGUUCAGAGUGCGGAAAAUGUUUUUCCUUAAAGUCGGAUCUUGGCAGACAUGAGAGGAUUCAUUCUGGCCACAAACCCUUCCCGUGUCCGUACUGUGGAAAGUGUUUCACUCUCAAAUCUAAUCUUCGUACACAUCAGAGGAUCCACACGGGAGAGAAGCCCUUUUCCUGUCCUGAGUGUGAUAAAUCUUUUACUCACAAAUCAAAUCUUGUUCAACACCAGAGAAUUCACGCAGGAGAAAGGCAUGUUACUUACACCGAAUAUGAUAGAAACAGUAAAAGAAAUACACCAGAGAGGUGCCCCAGUCCUUUAUGCUUCCAGGAUGGCUCCGAGGAGAAUCACAAUGCUCCAGAGAAUUAUCGGGAAGGCCUCCUCAAUAUAAAAGUUGAAGAGCUAGAUGAUGAAGUAGACACGUUCAUGAUGAAUGAUCAUCACUUCACGAUGGAACAUCCUACUGAUGUCAAUGAAGGUGAACCCUUCAAUGGCAGCAUCUCAAAAAGACACCAUAUUUGGUCUCCAAAUGAUAGAACAGAACAUCGAGCCAUUGGUCAAAUUUUUCCAAAAGAAAAUACAUCUCCUACCCUUGACAGUAAAGAUCUAUCACUUGAUGACUCCCAGAACCUCAUGGCCCAAAAUAUAUCACCAGUACUUUACAAUAGAGAGAUGUCUUCUGAUCCCCCUGAUCAUUUGGAUCGUUCUCCUGAAGCUUCAUAUAUUUUGACACAAAAUUGUAUUGCUCAGAAUAUACCCCCAAUCCUUAACAGUGGAGAUAUACCAUCUGAAUACUUUGAUCGUUCUUUGGAUCCGAAUCAGAUUUAUUUUCAAAGUUCAGGUCUUAUAGGAGGUAAAAUGUUUCCAUGCUUAGAAUGUGGAAAAUGUUUUACAAGGAGCUCAGAUCUCACUGUGCAUCAGACAAUUCACACAAGUGAGGGUCCCUUUUUGUGUCCAGAUUGUGGGAAAUGUUUUAGCCACAAGCAGCAUCUUGUUGAGCAUCUGAGAAUUCACACGGACCAGAAGCCUCAUUCAUGUUUCGUGUGUGGAAAGUGUUUCACGCUAAAAUCUGACUUGGUCCGACAUGAGAGAAUCCACACCGGUCAGAGACCAUUUUCUUGUUCGGUGUGUGGAAAAUGUUUUGCCUUGAAGUCAGAUCUUGGCAGACAUGAGAGAAUCCACUCCGGUCACAAACCCUUCAUGUGUCCCUACUGUGGCAAAAGUUUUACUCUAAAAUCCAAUCUUCUUACACAUCAGAGGAUCCACACAGGGGAGAAGCCGUUUUCCUGUCCUGAGUGUAAUAAAUCUUUUACUCAUAAAUCUAAUCUUGUCCAACACCAGAGAAUCCACACAGGAGAGAGGCUCUUUCCUUGCGACCAGUGUGGUAAAUGUUUCAGUCAAAAAUCUGUUCUUGUUCAGCAUCAAAAGAAUGACACUAUUGAGACCUUUUUUUCGUGCGUUGAUUGUGGCAAGUGUUUUAGCCAAAGAAUAAAUCUCAUGAGACAUCAAAAGAUCCACAAAGGAGAAAAACCGUUCCCAUGCUCCAUGUGUGGCAAGUGCUUCACUCAUAAGUCAGACGUGGUCCGGCACCAAAGAAUCCACACGGGGGAACGGCCGUUUCCUUGCUCGGAAUGUGGAAAGUCAUUUUCGCAGAAAUCUGUUCUUAUUCAACACCAGAGGAUUCACAAUGGUGAAAAACCAUUUUCGUGUUCUGAAUGUGGCCGUUGCUUUACACAGAAAUCUAUUCUUAUUAAACAUCAAAAAGUUCACACAGAGGAGCGCCCGUUUGCCUGUCCUGAAUGCGGGAAAUGCUUCACAAGGAAAUCCGUUCUUCUCGAGCAUCAGCGCAGCCACUUCAGUGAGAACCCUUUCCCCUGUUUUGAUUGCGGCCAGUUCUUUGCGAAAAAAUCUGAUCUUGAUGAACACCAGGUCAUUCACAAUAGCGAGAAGCCGUUUUCGUGUUCUCAGUGCGACAAAUACUUCAAAUUCAAAUCUGAUCUUGUUCGACAUGAGAGAAUCCACACAGGGGAGAAACCAUUUUCCUGUUCAGAAUGCGGGAAAUGUUUCUCGCAGAAAUCGGAUGUUGUCAUACACCAGAGAAUUCAUAAAGGAGAGAAGCCUUUCCCAUGUGAGGAAUGCGGAAAAUCCUUUACCCAGAAGUCUGUCCUCCUCAAUCAUCAGAUAAUGCACACGGGACAGAAGCCCUUUUCCUGCCCUGACUGCGGGAAGUUUUUUACACGGAAAUCCAACCUCAUUAAACAUCAGUCCAUGCACACGGGGGUGAAGCCGUUUUCGUGUUCUGACUGUGGUAAAAGUUUUACGCGGAGAUCUCGUUUCCUCAAACAUCAGGAGAAUCACAGAAAGCCUAAUGAGAGCUAGAAUCAGGAACUCUUACAUCCAAAGACCAAAUUUCACUAAAGAAGCACUCUGGGAAUUUUGUUUUUCUUUUGUGCUUACAGUGCAGCAGAGGCUAUUUUUGGAGAAUUAUAUAGAGAUCCUAGAAUAUGCCUUGUGCAUACCUCUUGUAGCUGAUAUGACAGGCUUGGGUUAGGCUUCAUUUUGGAUGGAAAUCAAUCAUAGAAAUGAUUCUGUAAUGCUGCUUGUAUUUCCCUUUCAAAGGAGAACUCCAGCCAUAUGAAAUUACCUUUUUAUAUAGCUGCACAUGAUAGUUAUAUAACUUUGCAAUGUGAAGUGUAAUCUUUGAUUACCACAUACCCUGUUUCUCUCCAGACAGGAAGUCCAGAGAUCUUAUCACACUGAUGGACACUUAACACUCCCUUCUCCUCAGCUCAGAGAUCUGACAGCUUCAUGGUGCCGUGUUUGAGUGUCCCUGAUUGGCUGGAGGGCAACACACUUGCCUCACUGUUCACUCAGUAGCCUCUCCCUGCAGCUCACACAGGAAACAAGCCCAAUAUGUGUAGUUAUUUAUUAUUUUUUUUUUUUUUUAUUUUUUUUUUAGCCGUGCAGGAUUCUUAAAGGCUGUUUAUAGAGGGGUCUGAUUUUAAAACAAAUCAGCUGGGGUGCCUUGAGCCAUGGUGAGCUUAUAUAUAUAUAAUUUAUUUAAGCUAAGUUAUACCACUUUUGGCUUGAUAUCUCCUUUAAAUCCUCUGACUUUAGGAAUGGUGUUUGAUCACCGCACCUAGCCAUCUAAUCAGGCUGCUAGUGUUGAAGUUAACCCUGGUGAACUCAAUAGACUGAAGUGGGGGUCGGGUCAGUUCACAUUAUGUGCAGUUUUGAUGCAUUUUCCUAUUUAAAGUGCGUUUUUAGAGAAAUAUUGCCACAAGGUGAAAGUGGUUUGACCUAUAAUAAUUGAGGUAUUUUAAUAAGUAUUUCGGCUGUGUUCACAAGUUGAAUUUUUACAGCAUAUAUUUACUGCACUUUGGCUGUUUCUGCUGCAGUAUUACAAAAUUGCGGUAAAGUGACACAUUUUUACAGUGAUAUGCACAAUUGCAGUACAAUAGCACCUUUUGUGGUGUGAUUUUGGGAAAAUCAUGGCAAAAAAAAAUGAGGGGAAUUAAUGUUAGUGUGAGUGGUGAACAUUUUUUUCAUAUUUUUGUAUUGUUGUGGCAAUGUGUAUGUGCCAAAUUUAUUAAAUGAUCGUUAGACAUGUAAUAAAUAUGGUGCUAGUACAUAUAUAUUUUUUUAAACACUUUGGUCCCCAGCCGUAGUAGAUCACAGGAAGUAGCUGGACCAAGGUUUGACUUCCUUUUGACAAAUUAAAGGGGUACUCCUGUGGGAAUUUUUUUUUUUUUUUUUUUUUUUUUAUCAA
Molecule: messenger RNA, 5804 nt
Organism: Hyla sarda
Lineage: Eukaryota; Metazoa; Chordata; Amphibia; Anura; Hylidae
Product: oocyte zinc finger protein XlCOF7.1-like
Exons: 12
Coding region: 128-4414 (1428 amino acids)
Biological process (GO): regulation of transcription by RNA polymerase II
Molecular function (GO): RNA polymerase II cis-regulatory region sequence-specific DNA binding; DNA-binding transcription factor activity
Source: RefSeq, a predicted model, not a curated record